Molecule: messenger RNA, 444 nt
Organism: Trichobilharzia regenti
Lineage: Eukaryota; Metazoa; Platyhelminthes; Trematoda; Strigeidida; Schistosomatidae
Source: the annotation of a GenBank genome assembly
AUGCUUGAUUUAUUGAAGAAGGUGUUUCCUCGAUUACCAGGUGCUCAUUAUGAAAGUUUAAGUUACUUUAUCAAUCAUAUACACAGGUUCAUCGUAUACAGAUCCUAUAAGUUGUUUAUAGCUGGUACACUAUUUAAACAUGCAUUAAUUGAAUUAAUAAUAAAACAUUGUGCUUAUCUAUUACCACCAAGUGGUCGAUGGUAUACAACACCAAGACCAAAUGAAUUAAUCGAUGGUGUUAUGCAUUCACCAUCACAUUGUCAUAGUCAAAUUAUUACUACUACUACUACUACUAGUUCGAUGACCAGUAUGACACCACCAACAACAACAACAACACCAGCAACAGCGACAUCAUUUCCAGUAUCACCGCCUAGUAUAUCAACUUCAUAUAAAAAUGGAGUUUUUUACGACGUCCUUCAUCAACAGAUACUCGUCCAGUGCUAA